Danaus chrysippus (African queen) is the source of this 357-nucleotide messenger RNA. The record is from the annotation of a GenBank genome assembly. NCBI's taxonomy places the organism in Eukaryota, Metazoa, Arthropoda, Insecta, Lepidoptera, Nymphalidae.
AUGCGUGUUUUAACUUUGUUGUCUCUCCUUUGCCUGAUUGCUGCCGGCUAUUGCCAGAGCCACGAUUUAGCUGUGGGUCAGGCUACCUACGGUGACGUCAUAAUUUACAGAGUUAACGAAUAUAAAUACGGCUUUCCUCUUGUUGUACGCACCAGCAUACUUGAAUAUCCUGAACCAGGGCAGCACAACUUCGCUUAUAUUCGAGCGAUAUAUAUCAAGGAUCACUACAAUGAUGGAAAUGGUGGCUAUCCAACAAUAUCUGCUGGUGGUGUAGGACAGAGAUUCGUAAAAAUCAAGUUGAAGAGCCAAAGAAGUCACGGAUUCAACUUCACUGUGACCAUCUACGGAAGAUACUAA